AUGUCAAUGAGACCUUUCUUACAACGCUCUACACAAGCUGUGCGUUCUGUUCAUACCUCGGGGACAAAGGCAGUCUAUGGCUGGGGACAUACACAUGCUCUUCCAUUAAAGUUUGAUGAGGAACGCGAUGAUGCAUACACUACUCCCACAAGAUUAGACACCCUAUCCGAUUAUGCCAUUGACAAUUCCGAGGCAGUUAGUCACAUUGCGGCUGGUUGGGCUCACUCACUUAUUGGAACACAAUCUCAAGUCUAUGGCUUUGGUUUGAAUCGUAGUGGACAGUUGGGUCAUGGUCCAGAUACUUUGGUGACCAUGUCCCUGGGUAAAGCAAACCUCAAACAAUUGGCUUGUGGUCGUGAGCAUUCCCAUAUUGUGACUGAGGAACAGAAUUCGACCUCUCUUUACUCUUUUGGAAACUCAAUGUAUGGUCAAUUGGGUAUUGGAAAGAGCAAAUAUACCAGACCUGGCACUCUUUCCUUGGAGGAAUUUCCUGUCAAAGUCGAGGGAUAUCAAGGUGCUGUUACAGACAUUGCAUGUGGUUUGGAUCAUACUAUAUUCUCUACUGAUCACAACUCGUUGUAUGCUAUGGGAUGGGGAUCUGAUGGUCAAUUGGGUCUGGCACCUACAUUUACUGGAGACAAGGAUGUCCCCUCUCUGCUUCCAAGGUUGGGAGACUCCAAAAUCAAACUUUUGAGUGGAUCAACGGACUUUACGUUAAUGCUUACAGAGGACAAUGUUCUGUGGACAUGGGGAAACUCAGAGUACGGGCAGGGAAUGCAAGGCAAAAAGAUUGACCGAAUCACUGAGCCUAUCAAGGUACCUGUCAAGGGUGUAAAGGAUAUUGCUGCGGGUGGGCCAUUCUCGGUUAUAUUGACAGAGGAUGGGCGUGUACACAGCUGUGGUUAUGGUGCAUUAGGACAUGGUAAAGGCACAAUUGAAUCUUUGGUAUUGCGUGAAAUUGAGGGCUUGAAAGACGUGGAGCGUGUUUUUGCCACUACAGAUUAUGCUGCAGCUAUUACAGCUUCUGGAGAACUAUUUACUUGGGGACUUAAUGGACCUAGUGGUCGGCUGGGAUUGGAUUCUGUCGACCAUGCAUUUGUACCAAAGCGUGUUGAUAUCGACAGACCAGUGACAGAACUUGCAUUGGGUACAAAUCAUGUAUUGGCUUUGUGCGAUUGA
Molecule: messenger RNA, 1179 nt
Organism: Phycomyces blakesleeanus NRRL 1555(-)
Lineage: Eukaryota; Fungi; Mucoromycota; Mucoromycetes; Mucorales; Phycomycetaceae
Exons: 8
Coding region: 1-1179 (392 amino acids)
Source: RefSeq, a predicted model, not a curated record